This is a messenger RNA of Zychaea mexicana, 1451 nucleotides long. RefSeq lists its product as uncharacterized. Bases 148 to 1356 code for a protein of 402 amino acids. NCBI's taxonomy places the organism in Eukaryota, Fungi, Mucoromycota, Mucoromycetes, Mucorales, Lichtheimiaceae. The transcript has 5 exons. The record is from RefSeq and is a predicted model, not a curated record.
UCUUCCUUUCUUUCUUACCUACUUUCUCUUGCUUCGCUCGCUCACACCCGCCUUUCUUCUUGCUUUUGUUCCCCAAACCAUCCUUCUAUCCACUCAUAACAGCUCCACAAUUUGACGCUACUUGAACCCUGUAGUACGUAGUAACAAAUGAAGUGGACAUCAUUGUCGUUCCUGCUGUUCUUGCUCUCGCUGCUGGUACUGCUUCCAGCAGGCACGAUGGCAUUGAUAUACGGUGAGCAAUGUGAUGCGACACCGCUCUACUCCGCGACUUGGCAGUACGACGAUUCAUGUCGAAACGUUUAUCUGUACUGCAACCCAGCGACAAAUACGUGCGACUACAAAGGAUGCAGCAACAGCGACUAUAUCAAAGGAUGGGACGCACGAGUACAUGCUUUUCCUAAACGAUGCCAAAGUGGAAGUUAUUGCCCUGACGAUAGCUCAAAGUGUACGCCAUUGGUUACUCCUGGCGGUCACUGUGAAUUGCAACGUGAUGAUGAAUGUGCAGGUCAGGUCCCGAUUUGUCUCAAUUCAACCUGUUAUGUAAAAGCCAUUCCGCUUGGCGGCAACUGCGUUGAGGAUACAACCGACUAUGUCUCCUACGAUGCACAAGGCUAUGCGCUCCGCCAACGCAUUGUCCGAGACAACUGCAUCCAAGGCACCUUUUGCAGCGAGAAUAACAGAUGCAGUGCCUCCAGUUUGAACGGUGCUGCAUGCUCCCAAGACCGUGAAUGUAUAUCAGAAACAUGCAGUGUUGACGGUGUCUGUGUGAACGGCCCCGAUGUCUUCCGCACGAUUGCAACAUGGCUUUGGGCCGUUUUGGGUCUGGCUGUGAUUUUGUUUAUCUUGCUGAUCCUUGGCAUUCUGUGGGUCCUGCAUCGCUACCAGUCUAAAAAGGAACGUGCCAAGAUCAUCAAGUUUUUCGGCGACAAUGAGGAGUUUGCUAAAUACGCCAUGCUCGAAGAAGAUGACGGCGAAGGUAGCAACCAUCAUCACCACCACCACAGCAUCCAUAAUAACAAUGAUAGCAGUAGUAAUAAUGUAUCAGCGACCUCUACCGCCAAAGAUAGCAGUAAUCGCACCAGUAUGGUGUUUUUAGCGCAUCCAGACUAUCAUGUCUCGUCUGCAUUAGGAACCACCCGACCUUUAUCGUUGUUGCCGGGCAGCAAUAAUUCCGUUUCGAGACUCCGUAACAGCACUCCACCUCCACCGAGAAUGUCGACAGGGAGUCUCACGCCUCCGAUGAGCUGUGGAUCACGUAGCUCGAUGCCUCGUGCGUCAACAUCUGACUUCAACCAGCCCAUACCAACCGGAGCACCCCCUCCUCCAUUGGAUAGCAACAGCAGCAGCAACAACUAAACCCUUAAUAGCAACAAUGAGCCACAACAACGCCUUAGCGAAAUAUGUUGUAGCAUAUUAGUCAUUACCACAAACAACGCUUUCUUGAUUGUUUU